Messenger RNA from Brassica napus (rape), 1299 nucleotides. RefSeq lists its product as uncharacterized. The record is from RefSeq and is a predicted model, not a curated record. Bases 1 to 1299 code for a protein of 432 amino acids. NCBI's taxonomy places the organism in Eukaryota, Viridiplantae, Streptophyta, Magnoliopsida, Brassicales, Brassicaceae. Gene Ontology annotation, molecular function: zinc ion binding; nucleic acid binding. The transcript has 2 exons.
AUGUAUAUCUGCUUUGACAAAAUUCGUGUGGCAUGGAAGGAGUAUUGCAGGCCGGUUAUUGGAUUAGAUGGGACAUUCCUCAAGCACAGCUCUCUGCAAGGGCUGAUUCUUACUGCGAUAGGAAGGGAUCCAAAUAACCAGAUAUACCCAAUAGCAUGGGCUGUGGUCGACUCUGAGAGCAAUGAUAAUUGGCAAUGGUUUAUUCACAGGUUGAAGAUUGAUUUGGGUUUAGGCGUGGGUGAUCUUGUGACAAUCAUAUCAGAUCAGCAUAAGGGAUUGAUUCAUGGAGUUGCUGUUGAGUUGCCAAGAGCUGAACAUAGAGCUUGUGCUAGGCACAUCUACUCUAAUCUGAAGAAGAAUCACAAGUCUGAUACACUGAAGCCUCUCUUCUGGCGCAUUGCAAGUAGCUACAACGAGGGUGACUAUGAGAGGAGUUUGGACGUUUUCAAAAAGUUUGAUCCGUUAGCAGCUGAAGACCUUAUGAAGAAGGAUCGUUCUACUUGGUGCAGGGCAUUUUUCCGGAUAGGUUCGUGUUGUUCUGAUACACACAACAACUUCACAGAGUCCUUCAAUAGGACCUUGAAGAUAGCAAGAAAGAAGCCCUUUAUUCAGAUGCUUGAGUUGAUUAGAAGAGAUGCAAUGCAGAGGAUAGCUACUAGAUAUAAGACAGCAAAAAAUGAGACGGGUCUCGUUACAAAGAAGGCGAGAAAGGAGGUUGAAAAGUCUUGUGAUGAAGCUAAGCAUUGCUAUUCUUAUUCAAGCACAGGUGGUGCUUAUGAGUGCGUUGAAUUUUCAAAUGGUUACACGGUGAAUUUGCUUUCUCGUAGCUGCGCUUGUAGGAAAUGGGACUUGUCUGGAAUCCCAUGUCGCCAUGCUGUAUCUGUUAUCCGUGAGAAUGGUUUCGAGGUUGAAGAUUAUAUUUCAGAUUAUUAUCUGACAUCGAAGUGGCGAGGUUUGUACAUGGAUGGGUUGGGGCCUGUAAAUGGUCCAAGGUUUUGGAAGCUAUCUGGUGAAGACCGUAUUGAAGCACCACCAUACAAGAGACCGCCUGGAAGACCAAAGGGGAAGGCAAGGAUUAAAGGAGUGCGUGAAUCCCCGAAGAAAAAUCAGACCAAAGUUGAUAGAAAAGGAAGAAUAGGUCAUUGUGGUCUUUGUGGUGGUGAAGGCCACAACUCAAGGAAGUGUCCUCAUGAGUCUGAUGAAAGCAGAAAGCGUAGGCGUCUCAACAUGGAACAACAAUCACAUGAGCAAGCAAUCGAGGACAUUUCCUCAACUGCACCACCUGCUACACAACCUUGA